This is a messenger RNA of Gossypium raimondii (Peruvian cotton), 1521 nucleotides long. RefSeq names its product lipoyl synthase, mitochondrial. The record is from RefSeq and is a predicted model, not a curated record. The coding region runs from base 132 to 1265 and encodes 377 amino acids. Gene Ontology annotation, biological process: lipoate biosynthetic process. NCBI's taxonomy places the organism in Eukaryota, Viridiplantae, Streptophyta, Magnoliopsida, Malvales, Malvaceae. Gene Ontology annotation, cellular component: mitochondrion. The transcript is spliced from 4 exons. Gene Ontology annotation, molecular function: lipoate synthase activity; 4 iron, 4 sulfur cluster binding.
AAUCAGCAGCGCAGGUGAAGUUGGAACCAGCCACCCAUUCCCCUCCCAUCCUCACCAAAGCCAUCGCAACACCAUCCUCGUCUCUGUUCACUUGACCACCUGAAAAGAGAAGCUAGAAAUAGAGAGGAGAAAUGAUGCAAUCUCGCUUUACCUCUGUUGUUCGUGCCAUAUCAUCCGCCGCAAAGGCAAGGCCCUUCUCAUCCACCAUCGAUUCACCUACCCCCACCAAACCCGAUUUUCCUCCCACCCUUGCUGGCCUCCGGGCCCGCCUUGCCGCCGAAUCUCCCACCCUCUCCGAUUUUGUGGGUCUCCAAACCAAUAACCUCUAUUCGGUCGAAGUCGGCACCAAGAAAAAACCGCUCCCUAAGCCCAAAUGGAUGAGAGAAUCCAUUCCCGGCGGCGAAAAAUACGUUCAGAUUAAAGCCAAAUUAAGGGAAUUAAAACUCCACACUGUCUGCGAAGAAGCUCGAUGCCCCAAUCUUGGCGAGUGCUGGUCCGGUGGCGAGACUGGGACCGCAACUGCCACCAUAAUGAUCCUGGGUGAUACUUGUACUCGCGGUUGCAGGUUUUGCAACGUGAAGACGUCGCGAACGCCGCCUCCACCAGAUCCCGAUGAACCGAGGAAUGUUGCGGAGGCAAUUGCAUCGUGGGGUUUGGAUUACGUGGUGAUUACGAGCGUGGACCGGGAUGAUUUGGCUGAUCAAGGAAGUGGGCAUUUUGCGGAAACCGUUGAGAAGUUGAAAACUUUGAAGCCAAAUAUGCUUAUAGAAGCCUUGGUUCCUGAUUUCCGGGGAGAUGCUGGCUGUGUAGAGAAAGUUGCAAAAUCUGGAUUGGAUGUCUUUGCUCAUAAUAUUGAGACUGUUGAAGAACUUCAAAGGGUUGUACGUGAUCACCGUGCUAAUUUUAAGCAAUCUUUGGAUGUUCUAAUGAUGGCCAAAGAGUAUGCUCCUGCUGGAACACUUACCAAGACUUCGAUUAUGUUAGGAUGUGGAGAAACGCCUGAUCAAGUUGUGAAAACAAUGGAGAAGGUCAGAGCAGCAGGUGUUGAUGUAAUGACAUUCGGUCAGUACAUGAGACCAUCAAAGCGUCACAUGCCCGUAUCAGAAUAUAUUACACCUGAAGCUUUUGAAAAAUAUCGAGCCCUUGGCAUGGAAAUGGGAUUUCGAUAUGUGGCAUCUGGUCCCAUGGUCAGAUCAUCCUACAAGGCAGGAGAAUUCUACAUCAAAUCUAUGAUAGAAUCUGAUCGUUCUGCUGCUUCUUCAUAGUUCCUUUUCUCUUCAUUCCCUAUGUUAUUCUUUUUCUUUGGCUAUCAUUAACUUGCUUCUGAUACUACACAGCUUGGCUAAUAAAUUGGUUUGGAGGCUGACAGCCAAUGAUUCGGUACUCCAAUUGUUGCAGUAUAUUGGCACCAAUUUCUAAUUGAGAUUUGUGUCGUAUUUGUUGAUGUUGUAAUUAUACGUAAGCUACACUUUUGGUGCUUUAUGAAAUAUUAUGAUCAAGGUUUAGGUUUUAAUUGUAUAA